AUGGAGGUCUUGGAACUAGACCUCUUGGUUGAUUGGGGUGAUCAGGGGGAGUAUCCUUUGUUAUUUCCUUACGGUGAAGAUGGUUAUCGCGAUGAUGUCCAUCGUAAUUCAAUUUCCACUGGUAGGACAAACCCAAGAUCAACUAUCAGCAUUAGAGAAUUCUUUGCAUUUAGACUUCAGAUCAGAUUAGGAGAGUCCCAAGUUCUCCAUCAAUCUAGAAAACUUUUCCAACAGUUCUUGGUUGAUGCUUAUACAAUGAUUGAGCACGAACGUCUUAAUUUCAUUCGUUACAAUCAGGCUAAUCUCAGAGCUGAUUUGUACAAAAAUGUAGUACACGCGUUUGACAGAGGAGAAGAUACAACGAUCAAAACAGGCAGGCGUAUUAUUAUACCUUCUUCUUUCACGUGCGACCCAAGAUAUAUGGCAGAAAAUUGUAAGAAUGCAUUUGCAAUUUGCUGUUGGGCUGGACAACCUCAUCUUUUCAUAACAAUUACCUGCAAUCCGAAGUGGCCAGAAAUUUCACGGUUUCUUAAGGCUAGAACGCUGAACGUUGAAGAUCGUCCAGAUAUUCUUUGCAGACGAGAAAGUGCUCUCGAUAUUGACAAAUUGAUUUCUGCGGAGAUUCCUGAUAAAGAUUCUGAUCCUUCAUUAUUUGUAGCUGUAACAAGUUAUAUGAUGCACGGUCCAUGUGGUCCUAAUAAUUACAAGUCUCCUUGCAUGAAAGAGGGAAAGUGUUCAAAGAAAUUUCCCAAAAAAUUCAGCUCCCGUACAAUUAUUGACGAUGAUGGAUUCCCUCAUUAUAAAAGAAGAAAUAAUGGGAGAUUUGUUAUUAGGAAUGGUGUGGAGCUAGAUAAUCGUUCUGUUGCGCCUUACAAUGCAAACCUUCUUUUAAAAUAUCAAGCUCAUAUAAAUGUUGAAUACACCUGUCAGAGCGGUGCUAUUAAAUAUCUUUUUAAAUACAUCCAUAAAGGAAAUGAUCGCGUGACAACUGCUAUAAAACAUUCAGAUCCAACUCUUGACGCAUCUCGAAAAAAUGAUGAAAUUCAAAUGUUUUAUGAUUGCAGGUAUGUGUCUGCAUGCGAGGCUGCUUGGAGAAUUUUUGGCUUUGAUAUUCAUUUUAGAUAUCCUCCUGUUCAGAGAUUGUCAUUUCACUUACCUAAUGCAAAGAAUGUUGUUUUCCGGGAUAAUGCAUCAAUAUCUGAUGUGAAGACAAGAGCUGAGUCCAGGAGGUCAAUUUUUGAGGCUUGGAUGGAAGCAAACAAAAAAUAUCCAGAAGGAAGGCAUCUAACUUAUGCUGAGUAUCCAACCCAUUUUGUUUAUAAAGAAGAUACCCAAGAAUGGCACCCUAGAAAAAAAGGAUUUUCAAUCGGUAGAAUAAAUCGUUUCUCAGCUAAUAAUGGAGAAGAUUCAUAUCUUCGGAUGCUUCUUACUUUUCAGAAAGGUUGUACGAGCUAUUAUGAUUUGAGAACAAUUAAUGGUGUGUUUUUUCCUUCGUUUAAGGAUGCAUGCUAUUUUCUAGGUCUUUUGGAUGAUGACAGAGAGUAUAUCGAUGCUAUUAAAGAGGCAAAUGUAUCUCUUCCAGAAGAUUGUAUAAUAAAUUCUACACUUGCUGAAAUAGACAAAGUACUGCAGAACAAUGGUAGAUCUCUAUCAGAUUACCCGUCAAUGCCUCGCAUAAUGAUGGAAUCAUUGCUGGAUAUACAAAAUAGAUUGGUGCUUGAUGAGUUAUCGUAUGACAGGUUAUUUUUGAUAGAAGAACAUAAGAGAUUAUUACAUUCCCUAACUGAUGAGCAGAAAGAUGUCUACGAGAAGAUUAUUUCAGCGGUUUCCCGAGGCACAGGGGGGUUUUUCUUUCUUUAUGGAUUUGGAGGCACAGGAAAAACAUUUAUUUGGAAUACUUUGUCUGCAUCUGUUAGAUCAAAUGGAAAAAUUGUACUAAAUGUUGCUUCGAGCAGAAUUGCUUCUAUCCUGUUGCCUGGAGGACGUACAACACAUUCCAGAUUUCGUAUUCCUAUUCAGAUCAACGAAGAUUCAACGUGUAACAUAAGCCAAAAUUCUACUCUUUCUGAGUUGUUGUCGAAAACAAGCUUAAUUAUUUGGGAUGAGGCCCCAAUGGUACACAGAUUUUGCUUUGAGGCUCUUGAUAGAACACUUAGAGAUGUUCUUAGAUUUUCUAAUCCGAGUUUCUGUGAUAAUCCAUUUGGUGGAAAAGUUGUUGUUUUAGGAGGUGAUUUCCGGCAGAUUUUACCUGUGAUUCCUCAUGGUAGCAGACAUGAUAUAGUUCAUGCCACUAUUAAUUCGUCUCAUCUUUGGCCGCAUUGUAAUCUAUUGACUCUGACCAAAAACAUGCUUCUAACUUCAGGAAAUAGUAAUCAAAAUUUGAUGGAAAUAAAAGAAUUCUCAGAAUGGCUUCUUAAAAUAGGAGAUGGUGAUCUUGGAGAUGAUGUGGACGGGGAAUCUAUUAUAACAAUUCCAGAUGCACUAUUGAUCAAAGAAUCGGAAGAUCCACUUUCAGAUUUGGUUGAUUUUGUGUAUCCGAAUAUGUUGAAUCAUAUUUUUGAUCCUGCUUUUUUCAAAGAACGUGUCAUUUUGACUCCUAAAUUGGCAGAUGUUGCUAUCUUAAACGAGCGGCUUAUGAGUUUUAUUCCGGGUGAAGAACGAACAUAUUUGAGUUCGGAUAGUGUUUUGAAGCAAGAUGGAAAUUCUGAGCUAGAGGAUGUUGAAUUCUCUCCUGAGAUUUUAAAUACCUUCUCAUGUUUCGGACUUCCUGAUCAUAAAUUAACUUUAAAGGUUAAUGUGUCGGUUAUGCUUUUGAGAAACAUUGAUCAAUCAAAGGGGUUAUGUAACGGCACAAGACUGCUUAUUUCUAGAUUAGGCAACCAUGUUGUUGAGGCAACUGUUCUUAAAGGAAGCAAUAUAGGAGAAACUGUCUUAAUCCCUAGGCUCACUAUCAGCCCGUCUUCUCAUACGUUUCCUAUAAAUUUCCAAAGAAGACAAUUUCCCUUGGUGGUUUCAUUUGCAAUGACUAUCAACAAGAGUCAAGGACAAUCGCUUUCUCAUGUUGGAAUUUAUCUUCCUAGACCUGUUUUUACUCAUGGACAAUUAUAUGUGGCGCAUCAAGAGUAA
Molecule: messenger RNA, 3126 nt
Organism: Gastrolobium bilobum
Lineage: Eukaryota; Viridiplantae; Streptophyta; Magnoliopsida; Fabales; Fabaceae
Exons: 5
Coding region: 1-3126 (1041 amino acids)
Biological process (GO): telomere maintenance; DNA repair
Molecular function (GO): DNA helicase activity
Source: RefSeq, a predicted model, not a curated record